AUGUCAACAGCAUCGAAUGCAAACUUUGAACCUCUUGUGGUUCUACACUUUUCGAAUGCUACACCUGCUGCAACAAAAGAAUGGGUUAUUAAUCGAUUAACUGCUAGUCAAAAUGACAAUGACGGUGCUGAUUUACUUGUCCGAUAUGAUCCUGAUCCGGAAAGUCAUAAUAAUAUUCUUUUAAUUGGUGCUACACUUCAUCGUUUAUUAGUGGGUGCUGAAGAAUUACGAAUGAAGAAACCUUAUAAGAACAAAGCUUUACGUGAAUUUCUCAUUUCGGAUAUUAAUCAUUUUGAUAAUUCACAAAAUCAUGAUAGUUUCCUAUUGAAAUCUGAAAAACAAAGAAUUAUUUGGGAAGAAAUUCAGAUUCUUCGCCCAGCCAAGGACGAAAAUUUCGUUCCAGGUGUCCCUACCAAAGCCAUAACGCACGAAAAUGACACUGUCCUUAAUCUUCUGGACAGUCUCGAUUUUCUCGUCAGUGCGUUUCCGUUACAUGAUAAAGAAGACAUCAAAUUAAUUGAACGUGAUUGGUUUAUGUCCAAAGAUGCUUUAUUUAAAUCACAAGAUAUUCAUAAAGUUCGAAAUUAUUUUGGUGAGAAUGUUGCAUAUUACUUCGCAUUCUUGGAAUUUUACACCAAAGCACUUAUACCGACUGCUUUACUUGGUCUUGUUGUAAGCUUUUGGCCAAGUUCAGAUUUUUUCAAAUAUUCAUUAUUCUGUAUUUUCAAUGUUAUUUGGUGGAGUGUAUUCAUCGAGCGAUGGAAACGUUUAAGUAUCAAACUUGCUUAUGAGUGGGGUACAAUGGAUUUACAAAUCUUUGAACGGCCUCGAUCCCUCUAUCACGGUGACUUACAACUUUCACCCAUAACAAAUCAAAAAGAACGUCGAUAUCCGAAAUGGAAACGGACAUUAAAGAAAUAUUUGGUCACCUAUCCAAUAGUUAUGUUGUGUUUGGCUUUGUCAUUAUGGAUCUAUUUUGCUUAUUAUGCUGUUCAACAGAAAACGGAUAAAAGAUAUCCAUUGGAGGCGACCGCAAUUCUUCCGACGGCGAAGUUAAUGCGCAUGGUUCCAUCAACUGGAUAUUCGUUGUUGAUUAUACCAAUGAAUCUCAUUUAUAAAAAAUUAGCUAUAUUCAUGACAAAUUAUGAGAAUCAUCGUCUUCAAACGAGUUAUGAAAAUAAUCUAACAUCGAAAUUGUUUGUUUUCUAUUUCAUAAACUGUUUCAUUGGACUUUUCUAUGAAGCGUUCUUCAAUGCAAAUUACGGCAACGUCGCUCAAUUACUAACAGUGUUCGUCAUCAUCAACGCAAUUUUGUUAAAGUUCACAGAACAGAUUGGACCAUACAUAUUCAAACGUGUUAAAAAGAAUCAAUUAACUCGACGAGGUUCUGUUGAUGUCAAAGUGAGCGACGCAGUGAAACAAGCGAAAACAUUGACACCUUUCGAAGGAACCUAUACAGAUUAUUUGACUAUCUUUGAACAAUAUGGUUAUGUCGCUUUGUUUUCCGCCGUAUUUCCUUGGGUGACAAUUUGCGCAUUGAUUAACAAUAUCUUUGAACUUCGUGCUGAUGCUUUCAAAUACUGCUAUGUUUAUCAACGUCCAUUUGCUCAACCAGCGUGGAAUAUCGGAAGUUGGCAUUAUGCCUUCGAUAUUUUAAGUUCAGUAGCCAUUGUUACAAACACAGCUCUGAUCGCCAUGCAACCUUCAGUUCGACAAUACUUCUCAUCAUAUACUGAUGCUGAGUAUAUUCUAUUCUUCGUCGCUGCUGAACAUGUUCUUCUUGCUUUGAAAUUUGCGAUUAGCUUUGCUAUACCAGACAUACCACAUGAGGUUCAAAUUGCAAAAGCGAAGAAUCUCUAUGAAUCUAAUAUGGCAUUAAGACAUGAACGUGAACGAAAAGCUUUGAAAGCUCAAGAAUCAUUACGAAAGAAUUAA
Adineta ricciae is the source of this 1935-nucleotide messenger RNA. The record is from the annotation of a GenBank genome assembly. Lineage: Eukaryota; Metazoa; Rotifera; Eurotatoria; Adinetida; Adinetidae.